AGUGAGAAUGAUGACCUUCUUAUACGGUGUUUAGGUGGCUUCACACAGAACAGCAAUGAAAGCUUCAAUGCUACGGUUUGGUCAAUAGCCCCAAAAUCAACAUCAAGUGGGAAAACUGUCCUUGAUUUUGCAGGAAAUCUUGCUGUGUGUAUCUUCAACGAUGGAAUAAGCAGUAUCAUGCAAAUUAUAGCGGUUUUAGGCAUGACCAUAGGGCUGAAUUGUUAUAACUUCUGCGUUGAGGCGGACGACCGCCGCAUCGAGUUAUUUGACCGAUCGUUGACUGAAGCUGCAAAAACAUCUCAGCUUGCUUUAAAAUCAGACAGGAAGGAUGAAGAAGAGAAAAAUAUCAAUUUGGAAGGCCAAUUAUAUGGUGCAGGCAUUGCAGAUUAAAGGUAUA
Molecule: messenger RNA, 397 nt
Organism: Harpegnathos saltator (Jerdon's jumping ant)
Lineage: Eukaryota; Metazoa; Arthropoda; Insecta; Hymenoptera; Formicidae
Exons: 2
Source: RefSeq, a predicted model, not a curated record